AUGGGCGCAGGAUCCGAAUCUGGUAUGGGGACUGACGUCCUCGACAUAUGGCAGAAAUUAGCUCAGCUGCAGUGGGAUGGCUUUACCGCGGGCAAAGUCGAUGUACAGACAGCACAGGACGUUCUUCAGAGUGCCAUAAGGUCACGUGACCCACGCCUGCGCGAUGCGGUGCGCCGUGCCAUUGACGAACUGGUGCCGGCAGGAGGUGCCGGCAUCCCAAUGGCGACUCAAUUCGAAUGGCUAACUUCUGUGGUGCACGGGCGGCGGUAUCCGCCCAUUCCUCUCAGUGUAGCGGGCCCUACAGCCUGGAACGAUCCGACGGCCUUGGAGCGCACAAACCAGAGGAAAACCGGGUCGAGCGGCCUCGAACUUCAGGACUGCACGGAACCGCUGGCCGUAGAGCAGCAUGCCAGCAUAGACGAUUGUUCGUUUGUGACGGCUCUGAUCAACCUUGCGACGCAUGCGCCGGACGCAUUGCGCGUGCGGCCAGUCGGCCACGGAGCCUACGAUGUCAAUUUGAGCUUCAACGGUGCAGACGACCGUCUUGUUCGGGUCUACGCUACGGAUUCGUCGCCCCGGCUGUCGUCGGAGGACCCGCAGCACGCGGUGCUCGAGCAGGCGUACCUGCAGAUCCGGGGCCCCGCGUUCGGCGGUUCGAACGCUGGUGUCGACACGUUCCUGGUCGGAGGCUUUGUGCCAGAAAUGCACGACCUCGCUUCGCUCGACACCCACACAGUUCACCAGAUGCUCUGCGGGGCCGGAGACGCGGUCGCUAACGACGAAUGCGUCGUCGCGCUCAGCACCGGCGAUCACGUGACCGACUCUUCGCUUUUGCCCGCGCACGACUACCCGCUGGUCGUCGGCCGCGACUGGGCUGGCCGACGGGAGCUCCAGGUCCGCGACCCGCUCUCUGCGAGCUUGAUUAUACCGAUCUCGGAUUUUCCCCGGCUGGCGCAGUUCCGCGCCGCUUACAUCAGCUGGAACCCGCGCCGCCGUUUCCGGCGCCACGAACGCCUGCACUUCCGGUACUCGUCUGCGCGCUGCAAUCGGUUUGCCACAGUCUCUGACAAGCCCGUCUUCGAGGUGCAGGGCCAGGACCCGACACAAAGUCCGCAUGCGGGGCCCUCGGAGGUAUGGGUGUUUCUCGAGCGGCAUCUCCCGCUCGACGAGCGGGCCCAGGACACGCUCUUCUGCCUACCGUCUCCGCACGGCCACCACCGCACGGCCCAAGACUCUGAUACCUCGAAUUGCGGAAUAGCCCUGCUCAAGCUCAAGAUCCCGGCCGGGAGCGCUACCCGGGUCGCGGUGCACACCGACACCGCGGCUACAUUUACGCUGCACGUCUUACACAACGCUCAUGCCACCGCGUGCGUGCGUCGCGUGCGUCGUGCAGACCUCUUCUGCGCCGAGGCUGAGGGCGUUCUGCGCGCGGGAUCUAAUUUUGGACCGUUCUCCAACGCCGAAUACUACCGGAAUCCCGCUUUCAGUCUGGAGAUUCCGCCUGUCCCUGCAGGACGCUCAGCCGCUUCUAAAACGGUCUACUUAGACAUCCGCCUACUGCUCGAGAGGCACCCAGAAACGCACGCAGAGACGCCCGUGAACGUGCAGGUUUUCGACGUACAAGACGACGAGCUCGUGCGUCCAAUCGUUUUCGAGGAAACCUACGUCUCGGCCGGCCACGAGCGCCGCGCUAUGCCGCUGCACGCGGGCUCGACUUACAGGCUCGUGUGCUCCGCGGCAAGCGCAGACGCAGAGACGGCAUUUCGCCUGGAGGUCGGCGUCAGCGACGCCGCGCUAGCUGAGCCGGCUGAGCCGGCUCAGCCGUACCCCAGCCUGCCCCUCAAGCUCACCCCUGCCCCGCUCGCCUACGGCUCGUUCCCGCACCGAGUCGCGCGCACCUUCGCGUGGCCCGCGCGCGCAACCACGCUGGCGAUCCCUGUCAAGCCGCGCCGGCUCGCCACACCCAUACACCUGCGGCUGCUCGCGCUCGACGACGCGCUGCCUGUCAAGUCCGGCGUCAGCUUUCGUAUGAAGUGCGACGAUGAUGACUCAUCAUCGUCCUCUUUUCCCCCUUCGGCCGAAACGGCUCUCCAGGCUUGGCAGGGCUGUCGCGAAAACGUCACAAUGCCGCGGCAGGGCCACGUGAUCAGAGGCCGCCUAGCUCGGGAUGCCGCAUUCAAGCUGAUGGUGCUACAGCGUGAUGGUGUUACGUCCGAGACACGCCGCAAAGCCCAGCAGUGGCGCAUAGAGCUCGGCUCGCAGUACGAGGUGGACGUGGGGGAGCCUGAGUUCGCGUGCCAUAGCGGCCAUAGCGCGCCAUAG
This is a messenger RNA of Lachancea mirantina, 2322 nucleotides long. Lineage: Eukaryota; Fungi; Ascomycota; Saccharomycetes; Saccharomycetales; Saccharomycetaceae. The record is from the annotation of a GenBank genome assembly.